AUGAAUCAUAAGAAAAUGAACUUAACAGUGACCGAAUUUGUGUUUCUGGGGCUUUCAUCAGAUCCGAGGACACAGCUCAUCCUCUUCAUUUUGUUCUUGUUCUUCUAUAUAUUAUCAGUGGCUGGCAAUAUUAUUAUCAUUACCAUCAUCCAGAUAGAACCUCGCCUCCAUACCCCCAUGUACUUCUUCCUCACUAAUCUGUCCUUUCUGGACAUGUGCUACACAUCCACCAAUGUCCCACAGAUGCUUUCCAACAUGGUGGGGAGAAAGACCAUUCCCUUUGCCAGCUGUGCUACUCAGAUGUAUUUCUCCCUGUCCUUUGGAAUGAUCGAAUGUGUCCUCCUGGGUGUCAUGGCUUAUGACCGCUGUGUAGCCAUCUGCCAUCCUCUUCAUUACACUGUCAUUAUGGACCAAAACACUUGUAUCCAUCUGGCAGCCAUUUCCUGGGCCAGUAGCUUCCUCAGUUCCAUGGUUAUCAAUGUCCUGACUUUGAGUUUGCCCUACUGUGGGCCCAAUGUCCUGAAUCACUUUUUCUGUGAGGUGCCUUCUGUCCUGAGGCUGGCCUGCACUGAUACCUCACUCACUGAGAUUGUGGUUUUUGUCUUCAGUAUCAUUAUUGUCUUCAUCCCUUUCCUCCUCAUUAUUGUUUCCUACGCCAGGAUUCUUCUGUCUGUUCUCAGGAUGCGGUCAGCCUCUGGGAGGUAUAAAGCACUGUCUACCUGCACCUCCCAUCUGACCGUCGUGACCUUAUUCUACGGAACUGCCAUCUUCAUGUACAUGAGACCUCAAUCAAAGUCCUCCCGUGCUGGUGGCAAGAUCAUUGCUGUAUUCUACACUGUUGUGACACCCAUGCUCAACCCCUUAAUCUACAGCCUAAGGAACAAAGAUGUAAAAGGAGCUCUGAGGAAGGCCAUUGUAAAACAGAAAACAUAA
Messenger RNA from Nannospalax galili (Upper Galilee mountains blind mole rat), 933 nucleotides. Its product is annotated as olfactory receptor 2D3-like. NCBI's taxonomy places the organism in Eukaryota, Metazoa, Chordata, Mammalia, Rodentia, Spalacidae. The coding region runs from base 1 to 933 and encodes 310 amino acids. Gene Ontology annotation, cellular component: membrane. The transcript has a single exon. Gene Ontology annotation, molecular function: G protein-coupled receptor activity; olfactory receptor activity. The record is from RefSeq and is a predicted model, not a curated record. Gene Ontology annotation, biological process: G protein-coupled receptor signaling pathway.